Gadus morhua (Atlantic cod) is the source of this 6359-nucleotide messenger RNA. It is a transcript of the gene chd4a, whose product is annotated as chromodomain helicase DNA binding protein 4a. Gene Ontology annotation, biological process: chromatin remodeling. NCBI's taxonomy places the organism in Eukaryota, Metazoa, Chordata, Actinopteri, Gadiformes, Gadidae. Gene Ontology annotation, molecular function: ATP binding; DNA binding; chromatin binding. The record is from RefSeq and is a predicted model, not a curated record. Gene Ontology annotation, cellular component: NuRD complex; nucleus; chromatin.
ACGACGACGAGGAGCUCUCGGAGACCGAGACGCCCAAAGUGAAGAAGAAGAAGAAGGCCAAGAAGAGCCGCGAGAGCAAGAGCAGCAAGCGCCGGUCGCGCCGUGAGGAGCUAGCCAUCAGCUCCCCGGAGCCCAUGGAGGUGGCGGGGGGGCGCGGCGAGGAGGGCCCCGAGGGCGAGGCCGCCGCCCAGCGCUCGGACAGCGAGGGCAGCAGCUACACGCCCGGACGCAAGAAGAAGAAGAGGGGCAGCAGCGGUAAGGAGAAGAAGAGGAGCAGCACGGGGGGCUCCUCCUCCUCCAAGAGGAAGGACCCCGAGCCAGAGCCUGAGGAGGAGGAGGAUGACGACGACGACGACGACAGCUCGGAGCCCAAGACGUCGUCCCAGCUGCUGGACGACUGGGGCAUGGAGGACAUCGACCACCUGUUCAGUGAGGAGGACUACCGCUCCCUCACCAACUACAAGGCCUUCAGCCAGUUCGUCAGGCCGCUCAUCGCCGCUAAGAACCCUAAGAUCGCCGUGUCUAAGAUGAUGAUGGUCCUGGGGGCCAAGUGGCGCGAGUUCAGCACCAACAACCCCCUGAGGGGCGCCGCCGCCGCCAACGCCGCGCUGGCCACCGCCAGCGUGCCCGCCGCCGUGGACACCAUGGUGUCGGAGGCCGCGCCCCCCUCGCCGCCGCCGCCGCCGCCACCGCCCCCGCCCCCCGUCGAGCCCACACCCGCGCCCGUGGUCCCGCUCCGCAAGGCCAAGACCAAGGAGGGCAAAGGUCCCAACGCCCGCAAGAAGUCCAAGCCCACCGCCAAGCCCGCCGAGAAGAAGAACGUGGCCAAGACCAAGAAGGUGGCCCCCCUCAAGAUCAAGCUGGGGGGCUUCAACAGCAAGAGGAAGAGGUCCUCGAGCGAGGAGGAGGAGCCUGACGUGGAGAGCGACUUCGAUGAGACCAGUAUGAACAGCGUGUCGGAAGGCUCCAGCAGCCGCACCUCGCGCUCCAAGAAGAAGACCCCCAAGAGCAAACCGAAGAAGAAGAAAGAAGCGGAGGAGGGCGACGGCUACGAGACGGACCACCAGGACUACUGCGAGGUGUGCCAGCAGGGCGGCGAGAUCAUCCUGUGUGACACGUGUCCCCGGGCGUACCACAUGGUCUGCCUGGACCCCGACAUGGAGAAGGCCCCCGAGGGAACCUGGAGCUGCCCGCACUGCGAGAAGGAAGGCAUCCAGUGGGAGGCGCGGGAGAACCCGUCAGAGGGCGAGGAGGAGGUGGAGGCGGAGGUGGAGGUGGGGGAGGCGGAGGAGGACGACCACCACAUGGAGUUCUGCCGGGUGUGUAAGGACGGCGGGGAGCUGCUGUGCUGCGACUCCUGCCCCUCGUCCUACCACAUCCACUGCCUCAACCCCCCGCUGCCGGAGAUCCCCAACGGAGAGUGGAUCUGCCCCCGCUGCACGUGUCCGGCCAUGAAGGGCAAGGUGCAGAAGAUCCUCACGUGGCGCUGGAGCGACCCCCCUCCCCCCACGCCAGUGCCCCGCCCCCCCGACCUGGCGGCCGAUGCCCCCGACCCCGCACCCCUCGCCGGGCGCCCUGACCGGGAGUUCUUCGCCAAAUGGUCCAACAUGUCCUACUGGCACUGCUCCUGGGUCUCCGAGCUGCAGCUGGAGCUGCACUGCCAGGUGAUGUUCAGGAACUACCAGAGGAAGAACGACAUGGACGACCCCCCGCCCAUCGACGCCGGCGGAGAGGGGGAGGAGGAGAAGAGCUCCAAGAGGAAGAAGAAGGACCCCCUGUACGCCCAGAUGGAGGAGAAGUACUACCGCUUCGGCAUCAAGAUGGAGUGGCUGAUGGUGCACCGGAUCCUCAACCACAGUGUGGACAGGAAGAACAACGUGCACUACCUGAUCAAGUGGCGUGACCUGACGUACGACCAGGCCACCUGGGAGUCGGAGGACAUGGACGUCUCUGAGUACGACGUCUACAAAGUGCAGUACUGGAACCACAGAGAGCUGAUGAUGGGAGACGAGGGCCGACCAGGGAAGAAGAUCAAGCUGAAGGGGAAGCCGAAGCGCGUGGACCGGCCCCCGGAUAACCCUGUGGUCGACCCCACCAUAAAGUUUGAGCGGCAGCCGGACUACCUGGACAGCACGGGGGGGAACCUGCACCCCUACCAGCUGGAGGGGCUGAACUGGCUCAGGUUCUCCUGGGCCCAGGGCACCGACACCAUCCUGGCCGACGAGAUGGGCCUGGGCAAGACGGUCCAGACCGCCGUCUUCCUCUACUCCCUCUACAAAGAGGGCCACUCCAAGGGGCCCUUCCUGGUGAGCGCCCCCCUCUCCACCAUCAUCAACUGGGAGCGGGAGUUUGAGAUGUGGGCGCCGGACAUGUACGUGGUGACCUACGUGGGGGACAAGGACAGCCGCGCCGUCAUCAGGGAGAACGAGUUCUCCUUCGAGGACAACGCCAUCCGUGGCGGCAAGAAGGCCUCCAAGAUGAAGAAAGACUCGACGGUGAAGUUCCACGUGCUGCUGACGUCCUACGAGCUGAUCACCAUCGACACGGCGGUGCUGGGCUCCAUCGACUGGGCCUGCCUGGUGGUGGACGAGGCCCACCGGCUGAAGAACAACCAGUCCAAGUUCUUCCGGAUCCUGAACAACUACCCCCUGCAGCACAAGCUUCUCCUCACGGGGACUCCUCUGCAGAACAACCUGGAGGAGCUGUUCCACCUGCUCAACUUCCUCACGCCCGAGAGAUUCAGCAACCUGGAGGGCUUCCUGGAGGAGUUUGCGGACAUCGCCAAGGAGGACCAGAUCAAGAAGCUCCACGACAUGCUGGGGCCCCACAUGCUGCGGCGGCUGAAGGCCGACGUCUUCAAACACAUGCCCUCCAAGACGGAGCUCAUCGUCAGGGUGGAGCUCAGCCCCAUGCAGAAGAAAUACUACAAGUUCAUCCUGACCAGGAACUUCGACGCCCUGAACACCCGCGGGGGCGGGAACCAGGUGUCCCUCCUCAACGUGGUCAUGGACCUCAAGAAGUGCUGCAACCACCCCUACCUCUUCCCCGUCGCCGCAAUGGAAGCUCCAAAGUUGCCCAAUGGGAUGUACGAUGGUGGCUCGCUCACAAAGGCUGCUGGGAAACUCACGCUGCUGCAGAAGAUGAUGAGGAAGCUGAAGGACAACGGCCACAGAGUGCUCAUCUUCUCCCAGAUGACCAAGAUGCUGGACCUGCUGGAGGACUUCCUGGAGAACGAGGGCUACAAGUACGAAAGGAUCGACGGGGGCAUCACCGGGGGCAUGAGGCAGGAGGCCAUCGACCGCUUCAACGCCCCUGGAGCCCCCCAGUUUGCCUUCCUGCUGUCCACCCGGGCGGGCGGUCUGGGCAUCAACCUGGCCACGGCCGACACCGUGGUCAUCUACGACUCUGACUGGAACCCCCACAACGACAUCCAGGCGUUCAGCCGAGCUCACCGCAUCGGGCAGAACAAGAAGGUGAUGAUCUACCGCUUCGUCACCAAGGCCUCUGUGGAGGAGAGGAUCACUCAGGUGGCUAAGAAGAAGAUGAUGCUGACCCAUCUGGUGGUGCGGCCUGGCCUAGGCUCAAAGACGGGCUCCAUGUCCAAGCAGGAGCUGGACGACAUCCUCAAGUUCGGCACGGAGGAGCUCUUCAAGGACGAGAUCGCCUCGAUGGCAGGCAAGCAUGGCGGCGUGGACAGGGAGGAGGACAGCAGUGUGAUCCACUACGACGAUAAGGCCAUCGACCGCCUGCUGGACCGCAACCAGAGCGCCACGGAGGACACGGAGGUCCAGAGCAUGAACGAGUACCUGAGCUCCUUCAAGGUGGCGCAGUACGUGGUGAAGGACGAGGACGAGGCGGAGGAGGAGGUGCAGAGGGAGAUCAUCAAGCAGGAGGAGAGCGUGGACCCGGACUACUGGGAGAAGCUGCUGCGCCACCACUACGAGCAGCAGCAGGAGGACCUGGCCCGCAACCUGGGCAAGGGCAAGAGGAUCCGCAAGCAGGUCAACUACAACGACGGCUCCCAGGAGGACCGAGGUGGGAACCGCAGACACACACCGGAUUGGCAGGACGACCAGUCGGACGGCCAAUCAGAUUACUCCGUGGCGUCGGAGGAAGGAGACGAGGACUUUGAUGAGCGGACAGAAGCCAACUCCCGCAGGCCGAACAGGAAGGGCCUGAGGGGCGAUAAAGACAAACCACUGCCCCCCCUGCUGGCCAGGGUGGGCGGCAACAUCGAGGUGCUGGGCUUCAACUCGCGGCAGCGGAAGGCGUUCCUGAACGCGGUGAUGCGCUACGGCAUGCCCCCCCAGGACGCCUUCACCACCCAGUGGCUCGUACGCGACCUCAGGGGCAAGUCUGAGAAGGAGUUCAAGGCGUACGUCUCUCUGUUCAUGAGGCAUCUCUGCGAACCAGGCGCCGACGGGGCCGAGACCUUCGCCGACGGCGUUCCCCGGGAAGGGUUGUCACGGCAACACGUCCUCACACGCAUCGGCGUCAUGUCGCUCAUCCGCAAGAAGGUCCAGGAGUUUGAGCACGUGAACGGCCAGUGGUCGAUGCCCUGGAUGGCGGAGCUGGAGGAGAACAAGAGGGCCGCCGCCGCGGCCGCCGCCCUGCCCGACUCCCCCGGGAAGACCCCCUCCACCGGGACCCCCGCCGACACGCAGCCCAACACCCCCGCCACAGUCGACGAAUCCAAAUCGGACGAAGCUGGCAAGGAGGGAGAAAAGGAGGUGAAGAAGGAGACGGAGGGAGAGAAGGAGGUGAAGAAGGAGACGGAGGGAGAGAAGGAGCGGAAGGAGUCGAGCAAAACAGACGAGGUGAUCUCCAUCCCUGACGACGAGGAGAAGACUCCGCCCUCAGCGGCCCGGGAGGAGAAGGACGAGGAGGAGAACGGCGAGGAGCCCAUGGAGACGGACAAGCUCAACGGAGAGGUGGUGGCGGAGGAGAGCGAGGAGAAGAAGGACGAAGAGGUGGAGGAGGAGAUGGGGGAGAAGAAGAAGAAGGAGGAGGAGAAGGAUGUCUCGGGGAAGGCCGUGGAGGCGGGAGAGAAGGAGAAGGGCCCUGAGGCCGCGACGGAGGAGGGGUCAGAGGUUAAGGCCGACGAGCCCGAGGUCAAAGCUGAGGACAAGAAGGAGGACAAGGUGGAGAAGAUGGACACGACUCCUGCAGCAGAAGACAAGAAAGAAGACAAGGAUGUGGAGGAGGUGGUGAAGGUGGAGGAGGGGCCAAAGCUGCAGAACGGGGACAGCAGUAAGGAGGGCGGGGCCACAGGGGGCGUGGCUGCAGUGGGCGGAGCUACAGGGGGCGUGGUCUCUGUGAUCUCAGAGGAGAAGAAGAAGGCCAAGACCCGGUUCAUGUUCAACAUCGCCGACGGAGGCUUCACAGAGCUGCACUCCCUGUGGCAGAACGAGGAGCGUGCUGCCACGGUAACCAAGAAGACCAACGAGAUCUGGCACCGUCGCCACGACUACUGGCUGCUGGCCGGCAUCAUACAACACGGCUACGCGCGCUGGCAGGACAUCCAGAACGACGUCCGCUACGCCAUCCUCAACGAGCCCUUCAAGGGCGAGAUCAACCGCGGCAACUUCCUGGAGAUCAAGAACAAGUUCCUGGCCCGGCGCUUCAAGCUGCUGGAGCAGGCCCUGGUGAUCGAGGAGCAGCUGCGCCGGGCGGCCUACCUCAACAUGUCGGAGGACCCCUCCCACCCGUCCAUGGCGCUGAACACACGCUUCAGCGAGGUGGAGUGUCUGGCCGAGUCCCACCAGCACCUCAGCAAGGAGUCCAUGUCCGGGAACAAGCCCGCCAACGCAGUGCUGCACAAAGUGCUGAAGCAGCUGGAGGAGCUGCUGAGUGACAUGAAGGCGGACGUGACGCGCCUCCCGGCGACCAUCGCCCGCAUCCCGCCCGUCGCCGUGCGGCUGCAGAUGUCAGAGAGGAACAUCCUGAGUCGACUGGCCAGCAGGGCGCCGGAGACACACCCCCCGGCCCCGCCCCCGACGCACACACAGCCUCAGAUGUCUCAACAGUAGCCUACUGUUUGCCCCGCCCUCACCUCGUUAGACCCCGCCCUCCUUGCCUCAACAUUCCUUAUUGGUGCACAGCGAAUGAUGGACAGCUCGCCGCUGACCCCACAGACACGUCCUGUUCAACUUGGAUUUUUUUACUAUCGUUUUGGAAUCCAAACGGACUGGGCGGAGCUACGGCGGCUAAGCCCCGCCCCCUCCAUCCACUCUGAGGCUUUGACUCAAAAGCUAUUAUUUUUAUUUCUCUCCUUUUUUCAAGUUCUGUAUUAAUAUUAUUGAUAUAAUGUUAUUAUGAUGGUUUUUUUGGGACCUAAAUAAAAAAUGUAAUAAAGUGUA